This is a messenger RNA of Nymphalis io (European peacock), 5873 nucleotides long. RefSeq names its product RNA-binding protein Musashi homolog Rbp6 (gene Rbp6). The transcript is spliced from 15 exons. Lineage: Eukaryota; Metazoa; Arthropoda; Insecta; Lepidoptera; Nymphalidae. Gene Ontology annotation, molecular function: RNA binding. Gene Ontology annotation, cellular component: cytoplasm. The record is from RefSeq and is a predicted model, not a curated record. Bases 32 to 1300 code for a protein of 422 amino acids.
CAGCCCGUAUGAAUAAUUGUGUACGAAGUGAAUGAAUCGAUGCGGCGGCGGCGCGAGAGCGGCGGGGAGGCGGGCGGCGGUGGCCGCUGCGUGGAGGGGUGCGCCGCGACGCGGCAGUCUCGUGCCGGUAGUCGGUAGUGCAACCGAGCGACUCCGGGAGCCGUCCCCGUCGCGUCGUCGCUCGUUCGUAGUCGUAGUGCGUCCGCCGGCCCGCCCCACGCCGCCGGCGUUCGAGUCCAUGGAAACCCAAAAUCAGGAUGUGGCCCACAGCCCCGCCGAGGUGCCCAACGACCCGGGGAAGAUGUUCGUCGGAGGUCUCAGCUGGCAGACUAGUCCAGAAAGCCUUCGAGACUACUUUAACAAAUUCGGCGAAAUCACCGAGGUUAUGGUUAUGAAGGAUCCCACAACGAGGCGGUCGAGGGGCUUUGGGUUUAUCACAUUCGGCGACCCCGCUAGCGUAGACAAAGUUUUAGCGCAAGCAACACACGAAUUAGAUGGUAAAAAGAUUGACCCCAAAGUGGCCUUUCCCAGAAGAGCACAUCCAAAGAUGGUGACCAGAACAAAGAAAAUCUUCGUUGGAGGGCUAUCAGCACCCACAACGCUGGAAGAUGUAAAGAAUUACUUCGAACAGUUUGGACCGAUCGAGGACGCCAUGUUAAUGUUCGACAAACAAACUAAUAGGCACAGAGGUUUUGGUUUCGUCACAUUUCAAAGCGAAGAUAUAGUAGACAAAGUGUGCGAAAUUCAUUUUCACGAAAUCAACAACAAAAUGGUGGAAUGCAAAAAAGCACAACCGAAAGAAGUCAUGCUACCAGCUAACUUGGCAAAGACGAGAGCCGCCGGACGCGGCGCCUACGAUUUCAUGUGGUCAUUGGGUGCUCUUCCUGACGGUUUCCCCGCAGCGUACGCCGCCUACGCGGCAGGACGUAGCUAUUCGGGCUAUCCUAGCUUCGGGCUGCCAUACCCCGCAGUGGACCUGACCAACGGCCAACUCACACCGAAUAACAACACACCGCUGCUCGCGCAGGCGCUCUCAGUGAUGAACAACUAUCAGGCCGCUGCAGCCGGGUUUGGGCCGCCUGCCUCACCGCAUACAGCGGGUGGCCGAGCGGGGUUCCCAACUGCUAGCUCACCGGGCCCAGCACUUGAUGUAUACGGGUCUGCAGCGGACAGCGUCGGCUACGUGCAGGCAGCUAGCCCUCAGCCCUCUGGAUUCCCCGCCAUUGCAGUCAGCCGUGCGCCCCUCAAUUACACCCCAGGACCCUUGAUUCCUGCGGCUUUCACCAACGGUUAUCAUUGAAAGUGUUAUAGCACAAAUAUUUAACGUGGCGAGCGGCGUGGCGGCGCGUGAUUUACCAUCGUAGUCCCUACAAUUCGCAACUUUCAUCAACUGGCCGCACACGCGCCUACGCAUCCACAGCGGCCGCAAUCCAACUUCCGCGCACGCCGCGCCACGCGCCGCAUCGGCGACGGUCGUCUAAUCCGUCCGGCCACCGCGCGGACCGAUCCGUCGACCGCGGCAUCUCAACCUCACCGUACCCUCACCACCACAAAUCCCAACUCUCCCAACCCCACGACCCGACCUUACUCUCCCCUAACCCCGACACCUUGUCUAUUGUAAAUAAUGAUAAUACUUUUUGUCGUGUGAACGAGAGAUAGUCUAUUGAUUAAACAGGUAUUUUUUCAAAUUAUUCUCGCUUCGACUGUACUGUAGAUGUGUUGUCAAUAAUAAAUAAUUAAACUACAAAAAAAAAAUACAAUUCGUAAUAUAUAAAUGCAUCUAGACGUUUUCAUUGCAGGGAGGUAUAUCUUAAAAUAUUUUAUUAUUCAUAGUUAAAUUACAGUUUAAGAUGUAACUUGCAUGUCUACUUUUCCAUUCGCCUAUUUUUUAUGUUAUGGAUAGGGGAUCGGUUCCGUGGCAUACAAGAAUCGCAUCCGAUGUUCAACAAUUUCGCGUACUAAGAUUUUUCGGUAGUAAGCUUUUAUAUUUAAGAGUUUUAAGCGUCAGUAGGAACAGAGUAUCGGGCCGAGAUGCAUUCGCAAUAGGCUUGUCCCCCUCGUGUUCCGCGUGUAUAGAGUUGAGUUUGUCGGUAGCGGUAUAGGUUGGUAGGGGCCGGGAUGCGCUGGCGACCCGGCCGGAGACAAUAACGCGGUUUGCGACCGCGCGUUUGCCGCGCGCUAUCUCGCUCGUCCACCAACACAUAUUUUAUUCUAUCUAUUUUUAAUAUUAAUGUCAAAUAUUAACAUAAUUACUAUACUAAUACAUAUUGCGCAUAUUUUACCUAUGAAUGUAAUUAAUUUUCGCCUAAUUCGAAUUGUAUAAAAUCACCUCGGCUAUUCUGUUUCCGUAGAGAAAAUUUCUGGAUUACUUCCCUAUAAGACUAUGUUAGUUAUGCGUAUACAUACUUUCUUAUUAAUUAUAUGUAUUAUGGUAUAAAAUUUUAUCCUAAGGAUAACAUGAUCAUAUUUACGAUUCAUAAGGACAUUUGAAAAGCUAAGUCGGAACAUUUCAGGAUAAAUAUCUCUCAUCGCAUUAAGAUAAUAACUCGUUUCUAUCUUGUACCUUUGAAAGUAGGUAUUGUAAUUAUAAUAAAAUAACAAUUUUGUGCAUUACGUAAUUAAUAUCUCAUUGUUUCUUACGAUUGUAUUUACCUUAAUAUAAGACCACUGUUGAAUAUAUUUGCGGCUCCAAUAGAAACGCGGAGUCACACAGUACUUAGUCGUAUUUAAAGUUUUAAUCAAAAUAAUAAUUUUAAACAAUAAAAUUUUCAUACAGAAUAGACCGUAAAAUCACACGAUUUGAACUCUUCAAUAAACCAAAGACAGGGAUAUAUAAAAAGCCACACCAAAGUGCGCAGGUUUGAGGUAAUAGAGUAAAAUAUAAAGUCAAUUCAUUAAUCAUAUUCGUUAGGUACUGGAAAAAUUUUUGAAGAACACCUUGUCUAGUUUGCAACAGUAAGCAGUAAGACACGCAAGUGAAGCGCGUCCAUGAGAUCGAAGUGAUGGCCAGCCUCUAACGGAGCGGUCUGCGCUAAGCCUGCGUCUCUCACUACACACGUGCACUCGAUUGCAAUCAUUCGUUGUUUACUAUUAUUAUUACUCAUUACCGACAUCAAUUAAACAUUAAUAUUAUAAAUCUAGGUAUUAAAUUUUAGGUAAUAAUAAUGAACAAUCUUUUAAAUGCUAUAAUUAUAUAAAUACGUUAUAAAUAUAAAUGUUUCCUGUUACAAAAAUAUUGAAAAUGAUACGAAAUAAAUCAAUAUUCUUUUUAAAGGUAAUUUAUUACUUACGAGUAUGUAGUUAAUUGAAUAAUGGAGUGUUAAAAGGAGCGUGCCAGUCGCCGGGCGGUACGCUCGCUUCGCGUUUUUUUGUUCAUUCGUGCCGAAACAUCGUUCGCUACGUGAGCCCGUGCGCGCCCGCGAGCUGCGGCCACGCCGCGCCCGCGGGUUGCGCUGCGCACAUCCUGCAGGAGACGCGACCGCUAUUAUGUUGUUAAACGUUAGCUAGGAAAUUGAUAAUAAAAUCGAAGGUGUGAGUCUAUAUAAGACGGUCGGAAAAUCGAUAUCAUACCUAACAAAUUAACGUAAUUAUUUGUUUUAUAUUUACGGUGUUAUAGGUAUUUAAGACAUUUUUCUUAGAAUAUUUAAUUAUUACGAUGAAAUGUUAUAAUUGUUAGGCCCAAGCCGACGGCGGAGCGACGCGCGCGCACCGUACCGCCGUCGACUGUCUCAUUCACUCAUACAUCCUCACUAUAAUUAUAUUUUCUUACCGACCUUUUUAAAGUAGGAAAAGCGUACACGGCCGCUUAUCCCCGUGCGAGUUCGAGUACAAACAUACAUACAUAAUAUAGUGAGAGACAUUCGUUUCGCUCGUUCGUGAGAAGCCAUCGGUUCGCCGCGACUGCACCGAGACGACACAUAAUGACAAAUACUAUUGUAAAUACAUAGUUAGCCGCAUGUAAAAAAGACGUAUUAGUCGAUACUCGAGACCAUCUGAUCGAUUCUAUUAGACUCAUUCGAGCUACAAUCAGGAUUAGCUUUAUACAGAUUAGUUUCAUUGUUGUUGUUAUAGUUUGUUAAUACGGUUUUUGAGCUUGUUUCGUUAGUCUCUUUAGGACUUUCACGCGGGUCAUCAUAUAUAAUUUUGUUAAAAUGCUUCGAAAAUUAAAUAAUUUAUACGAUAUGCUUCAAAGAAGGAUAUAAUUAAACAUUCGAUUGCCAAUCAAAUUGCAAUAAUUUAAAUGUUAUUUAAUUUUUAAAGCAAAAGCUGUAUAAUUAUGACCAAAAAGUACUUUAAAAAUGAAUAGUGUUACUUGCUAGUGGACUAUAAUGGCCCGCGUGUAAGGUCACUUGCGGCUCGGUGUGUGUUAGGAAUAAAAUUGACGAAUCAUGUUGUCUUAAAGCGAUCGCUUUGAAAUAACUUAUGGUUCUUAUUCGAGGAUAUUGCGUGAUUACUCGCAUUAAAAAUAAUAUCACUUGUGCAGUUUUUAAAGCGACAAGGCAUUCAAUAAUUUAGAAAGUUUUAGAAAAUACACGAACACAACCAGUCAAUUGUUAAGUAAUGCGUAUCAUAGAGUUUAGUUCCAAGAAUAAAAGCCAUGAUUUAUCAUUGAAAUCGAUCAAUAAGUUUUGAUACUCACCGCCGCAGCCGCCUUAUUCUCGCUUGUUCGUUUAACGCAUUAGUUAAUUUCAGUCGCCAUUUUAGAAAUGUUUCUAUAUCAAAAUAAAGACUACGUAAUAAUAUUUAAUAAGCGAGAUCUCAAAUUUAUUUUAAAAAUUCGUUAUGUGAUCCUAUUACUGCGACUUAUCGUAUAAUAUCUAUCUAAGUAAAGAUUAAAAAAAAUAAUUUAUUAUAUUUUGUAUAAUAACAUUCUACAUUACUUUACACUAUCUACUUUAUAUCGUUAAUAAAGAUAAUAAUUAAUUUUAAUCUAAUAAAGUGACAGACUGGUAAAGUUCGUAGAGUCGCCGAGGCGGCCUUAGAUCAGUAGCUUUGCAUAUUCGGCAAUGGCCAACUUAAUGUUUCAAGGACCAAAGGUAUAGUUAUUCGCGUAGAACCGGACGCGCAUUGGCUCCACACGAAUCGACUUGAACCAAUCGGUUGUAUCAUGCAGCAUCAGAGCGUGUCUGUGAGAGUAGCAAUUGAGAAUCAGAGGCGGGCUGAGGCGGCCGCCGCUGCGCCCGCGUGGUGCGGCGGUGCGGGCGACCGCCGGCGCUCACGCAACUCGCUCCCGACAUCAACGGCAUCCCUCCCGCCCCCGCGCAACGCCGCCCGCUUGGUUUCGUUCUCGCGGUUACUUCUCGAUUACGUGCUUCGCGUGCUGACUGAUUUUCUAUAGCAAUAAAAAUCAAUUACCUAAGAUUUUAAAGUAAAUUUGGAUUUAUAUACGUUCGAAUUUGGUGUCAUGUACAUUUAAAAUAUUAGAGAAAGGAGAUAACGAUAGGCGAACGAUCCGCGACGCAGUUCGUCGCGGGAUCGGCGCAUUAUUUUCGUCAUUUCUUCGUGUAAUGUUACAUGAAUCUGUAUACAAUAUGGAUAUAAAUCGUAUUGAUGAAUAAAUUAGUUUUUAUGGCAUCUCUUUAUUAAAAUAAUGAUAAUAUCAAACAUUUUGUAAAAAGCGGCGAGUAUGCCCGUCGCCCCGAUUUCGUGCACCAGUGCACUUUAACUUAUUGGAAUAUUACAUUAUUAUAACGUACAUAAUACUAUGAGAUAUAUAAUCAUACAGCCUCUUGGGGCGCGCGUGUAUGGCGAUGUAUGUAUACACAUUGUGCAAUGUACAUAUACCUAUUAUAAUACAAUGAUUUAAGACAAGGUUCACAUCGUGCCGUGUGUAUGUGGUAAUAAAUAUAAUAUGGACAUUGUUCAAACAAUAA